AUGAUGAUCUACGAAUAUAAUGGUAAUUUGCAGGUCUUUGAACGUCGGCAACGUGAUGAGGAGAUCGGUGUCAUUCUCCAAAGUGGCCAACACCACCACCAACCGCUACUGCUGCCACCGGACCUUGAUCCAGAACUUGAAGUGGAAAAUGAUGAAGAUAAAGCGGAAGAUCAAGAUGAUGUGUUGUUCGGUGAGAGGUUGGGCCA
Molecule: messenger RNA, 206 nt
Organism: Oldenlandia corymbosa var. corymbosa
Lineage: Eukaryota; Viridiplantae; Streptophyta; Magnoliopsida; Gentianales; Rubiaceae
Source: the annotation of a GenBank genome assembly